GUCUAUUUGAGACAGUGUGAGGAGACAACUCUGAUAAGCUACAUUCUGUCUGCAUCUACAUGUUAAGUUCAGUGUGGAAACAAGCAUAACUUCCUGAAUCUAAAGAGGAGGCAGACCAUACAUGAUGGCGGUGAUGAUGCAGCUCGUCUCCUUUCUCUCCCUCUUUGUCUCCAUUACAGUGUCUGAUGGGAUUUUUAAACUGGUUAACAGUUCUGUUCAACUGGAUGUACAGACAAAAGAUUAUGAGUUCACCGACUUCACAUGGUCAUUUAACAAAAGUAAAAACAUUGUGAAAUGCUAUAAAAAUUCUCCGAGUAUAGCAUUCACUGAUUAUAAAAACAGAGUGGAGGUGAAUGAGAAAACCCAAAGUCUGACACUGAAGAACUUGCAGAAGACUGAUAGUGGACUCUAUGAAGCAGUGGCAUCUGGUGAACAAAACCGAAUUGUGGCCGAGUACCAAUUAACUGUGUUGGAUCCAGUGGAGAAACCAGUCCACAAUGUCUCGCCCCAGCAAAGCAAUGGCAUCUGUAAUGUGACUCUCAGCUGUGAAGCUCAGAAACUCUCAGUCACCGCUCACUGCUACAGUGACAGAUGUGAUAUGAAGGUAAAAGAAAAGGCUGUAGAUGGGUUCCAUUCCCUCUCACUGUAUGUCAGUAACAGCUUCAUUAUUUGUAAUCAUAGCAACCCAGUCAGCUGGAAAAAUACAACUAUGGAGAUGAAUGUGAAACAAUUCUGCCCUUCCAAUGGUAUAAAAUUCACUGGAAGUAAAGCAGAAAUAAAUGUGUCUGUCACAUCCAGCUCCACCACUGAUCCAGAAGCUACUGCUCUCCAAUCCGCUCUGCAUCCAGCACAGACUUUAUAAUGAACUAAUUCACCUCAACACGAACCCACCUGUUUCCUGAUUUCAGUCAUGAUACAGAGUAGCUACUGAAGAUGCGCCUUUUCACUUACUCUUUGCUAUGAUUUGUUUUCUUUGUAAAUUCAUUUCUGAGAGUUUUUCAGGUUUUUUUUCUGGCUUUUGUUUGACCAUGUUCA
Molecule: messenger RNA, 1035 nt
Organism: Neoarius graeffei (lesser salmon catfish)
Lineage: Eukaryota; Metazoa; Chordata; Actinopteri; Siluriformes; Ariidae
Product: SLAM family member 9-like
Exons: 5
Coding region: 122-862 (246 amino acids)
Source: RefSeq, a predicted model, not a curated record